Molecule: messenger RNA, 6611 nt
Organism: Syngnathoides biaculeatus (alligator pipefish)
Lineage: Eukaryota; Metazoa; Chordata; Actinopteri; Syngnathiformes; Syngnathidae
Product: protein kinase C-binding protein NELL1-like
Exons: 21
Coding region: 215-2815 (866 amino acids)
Molecular function (GO): calcium ion binding; protein binding
Source: RefSeq, a predicted model, not a curated record
CUUAAAUUACUGAUAUGUGUUAAAUAUCCUUUAAUUAACCUCUAACAUUGGAACUUUGAAAGACGGGGGUUUCACUGAAUGCUUCUUUCUUUCUUGACCACGUCCCCCCCUUAAGUCAACUGAAAUUCACAAAUGAAAUAAACAAGGAACUUUUCGACCAUUCCUGCAAGGAGCGACCGCGUGACUGCAUUUGAAGGACCGGAGCGACGCUUUAAUGCUUUGCAGCAUCCCCUGCUCCUGUUUUGUGGACCGUUCCUCAAUUCUUGCACGUACAGUCUUGAGUGGGAGCAGCGCACACCGACCAAGGUGCUCGUGGAUGAAGCGAAACGCUGGGCUCAGGACUCUGUACAGCGCAAUUCCAGCACUAAUGGAUAUUUCCGGGGCUUUGUUGUACCUUUUCCUUUUUUCCAAACCAGCCGCAGCGAGGGAAUACAAGAUUUUGGCUUUUGGGUCAGAUGAAGACUACCAAAUUGAUAUAAUUAAUGAACUCGACUUGGCAAACGCUACCUAUGGAAUUACCCAAGUGGCCGGACUUCACAACAACAGCAAAGCUUUCAUAUUUCGAGAUGUUGGGAGAGCAGUUCAAGCCCCGGCACACAUCACAGAAAAAGUUGUGCAGCUAUUCCGGAGGAAAAGUGAAUUUACCUUUAUAGCCUCCAUCCAACAGAAGUCCUCAACAUCAGGUGUCAUAUUUUCCAUCCAUGAGUCAGAACACAGCUAUUUUGAACUGGAGAGCAGCGGCGUGAGAGAGGAGAUCCGUUACCACUAUCGCUUUAAGGGCAAGCCCCGCUCCGAGUCCUUCCCCUACCGUCUUGCUGAUGGCCAGUGGCACAAAAUUGCCCUCACUAUAAGCUCCACCCAUCUACUGCUGCACGUCGACUGUAACAGGAUUUACGAGCGGAUUAUAGACCUUCCUCAGAUGGAGCUCACCCCAGGAAGUGGAGUGUGGCUCGGCCAGCACAGCCACAAACACGGCCUAUUCAAGGGCAUUAUCCAGGAUGUGAAGUUUGUUUUUGCGCCCAAUGGCUACAUCACCCAGUGUCCAAACCUUAACCGUACCUGCCCAACUUGUAGUGAUUUCUUAAGCCUAGUGCAAGGCAUUAUGGACCUGCAGGAUCUCCUCGCCAAGAUGACCCUCAAGUUAAAUUACGCCGAGGCCAGGCUGACUCAGCUUGAGGGAUGUCACUGUGAGAAGACCUGCAGUGCAAACAACCUUGUCUACAGGGAUCAAGAGCUGUGGGUGGAGCCUGAAAAUUGCAGGAACUGUGCAUGUAAGAAUGGAGUGGUAGAAUGUCGCAGAAUUUUCUGUCCACCUACCAAUUGCUCAGAGGACUCAUUGCCAGUACAUAUGGAUGGGUCCUGCUGCAAGAAAUGCAGACCAAAAUGCAGUUACAUGGGACAGGUCUUUUCUGAGGGUCAGCAAUUUUUAUCCAGGAGCUGCAGGGAAUGCAAGAAUGGCCUGAUGAUAAAAGUUACAGAAACCUGUCCAGAGCUCAACUGUUCUCUCAGUGAGCAGAUACUAAGGGAUGGAAGAUGCUGCAAUGUUUGCCAAGGUUACGACUUCUGUGGAGAGGGGCUCAUCUGUGGAGAAAACUCAAUGUGUAAAAAUCGGGUUACCAAAGCAGAAUGUGAAUGCAAGAGUGGUUAUGCCUCCAUUCACGGGGAUUCUACUUACUGUGAAGAUAUUGAUGAAUGUACAACCCAGAUGCAUUACUGUCAGUCCAACACAGUCUGUGUCAACUUGCCUGGGAACCAUCGCUGUGACUGUUUGCCAGGCUUCACCCGAGUGGAUGAAUACUCCUGCACUGAGCGUGACGAGUGUGCCAGCAGCAAGAACUCAUGCGAUGAGAAUGCCAUCUGCACCAAUACCAUUCGAGGACACCUGUGUACCUGCAAGCCAGGCUAUGUUGGAAACGGUACCAUCUGCAGAGCUUUCUGUGAAGAGGGGUGCAGGAGCGGCGGGACUUGUGUGUCACCCAACACAUGUGUUUGCCGUUCAGGAUUCACAGGACAAUAUUGUGAGACAGAUAUCAACGAGUGUGCUGAGGGCCUGAUUGAGUGUCACAACCAUUCUCGCUGUGUCAACCUCCCUGGCUGGUACCACUGUGAAUGCAGAACUGGUUUCCAUGACAAUGGCUCAUAUCUGCUUGAUGGGAGUUCAUGCAUUGACGUCGAUGAGUGCAGCUUGCAGAAGCACACCUGCUGGAAUGAAAGUGUAUGUGUGAAUCUACCAGGGGGCUACGACUGUGUGUGCACAUCAGGUCCAGGCUGCACUGGGGACUGUCCACAGGAGGACGGCAUCAGGAGGAACAGGGAGGACUGGAAACCCAGCUAUGACAUCUGCACUAUUUGUUCAUGCAAGGAUGGGGAGACAUAUUGUAGAAGGAAACCAUGUGACUGUGGAGACCCGGAGGAAGAUCUGUUCUGCUGUCCAAGUUGUGACAACAGACCCAGCAGCCAGUGUUUGGAUCAGAGUGGCCGCACCCUCUACCGGAGUGGCGCGUCCUGGCUGUAUGGCUGCCAGCAGUGCCGCUGCAUGGAGGGCGAGGUGGACUGCUGGCCACUGGUUUGUCCUGUGCUGAUGUGUGAGUACACAGCAGUGGCAGAGGGUGAAUGCUGCCCACGUUGCAUCACAGACCCCUGCCUGGCUGACAGUCUGUCCUAUGACAUCGGACAAACAUGUCCGGACCACGCGGGCAUCGCUCGGCUCAGUGGGGACACGUGGCGGAUUCCCAAUUCACCUUGCACAAGCUGCAUGUGUAAAAAUGGAAACGUCUGCUGUUCGGUGGAUCUUGACUGCCUUCAGAACAACUGAAGCUCUGCUUCUUUUGAGUCCUUUCUCUCACUACCUUUCCGUACUCCUCCUGUUGCCACAGGGCCACCACGUCCACUCCUCGUUAAACAACUGAGCCCUUGUUUCUUUUGACAGACUUGCACGUUCAUGUGUAUGCCAGUGUGUACAUGGAAAACACAAUCACACACUGGUUGAGACAUUGAGUAUUUUCUCCACCUGUAACUCUGUUGGCGGGAUGUGACUGUGCGUAGCUUUGGAGGGGUCUAAGGUCGAAGCUACUCGCAUCCUUGUUGUACAUCUUUGGGAUUUUCUUCUGUUUAGCGAUUAUCUAUUAUCUUUUCAGCGCCAAACCAGAUACAAAUCACUGAGAGGUGUCAUUGAGAGUUUUAAGAACCUGCUAAUUAAGUCCAUGAGAGUUCUUAAAAGAUGUUGACGUUCUAUACAAGAUGUAAUGGAUCACCUUUGAAAGCAUCUUUUGCAAAAACAUCAUUUACUUUUAAUGAUGUUUAUCAACUGUGUUUUGUUCUGAAGUUUUGCAAUCAAGCACUGUAGACCAGUGUGGCCCGCCAAAACACAUUUUCUUUGCAAGGAAUCAAUCUGCUUAAAUUCAAGAUUUACAUGUAGCAAUAUUUAAGUUAAAAACAAACCCAGUGUUGGGAAAAGGGAGAGUCGCUUGGAUGUGAAGGGAUAAGGCUGCCGAUGGUAAUUGUCCAACAAAGUGGAAACAUUUUACAGCAAUAUCUCCAAGUUGACGUUCUGACUUUAGCCAUGCAAUACGAAGUUUUACCUCAAGGAGCAAUAGUGAGUCACUGUAGCUUCUCAUCAGCACUCACCUCAACAAAAGAGUGAACAAGAGAACAAACCCCAAAUUUAUUUUGAAAAUGAAUGUGGUGUUUCCGAUUGGGGGAAAAAAAAUACCACCAUUGCAUUUUAAUUGUCUUUUUAGUCAUAGCUUUUCUGCAGCAAUGAAAAUAUUAGCUAUGCAAAUGGAAAAAAAUAUAUAAAAAUAACAUGAUUAUUGAUAUUACUUGCAAGUUAACACGAGGCUCAAAUUGUAUGUUCUUAACAUGAAUCACAAUGUUUUUUGUUUAAACAAUUUCAAAAAUAGAAAGUAUGAAUUAUACAUUGCAACAUUGGGAAAUUUUAAAUACAAUGUGUACAUAUUUGUAAAAAUGUAUAUCCCCUCAAAACGUAAGUCUGAAUGGUCUGGGAUUUUUCGCACAGUAUUUGACAAUGAUAUGUCCGCAAAGUUGCUUAAGCCUACCCCAGGCUUGCAGGCCUUUUGAAGCCGGCGAGUUUUGGCCCUCUCAAUGGGGAGUGAGAUAUUCACGUUUUGGUCUGUAAUUCUUUCUUACGCUUCAGCGCUUCUCACUGAUAAAGUUCACUGUCAAAUAACUGCAUGUGAUUUCCACCGUGUAUUGAAGCAGUGUGAUGAUGUGGCACACAACGCUGUAGGCCGGCGGCAGCGGUAGACAUUGAUUAAAUUGCUGGAUAUCGAUGUUGGUCAAAUUGCUCUGUCGUAGCCAGGGCUGCCGAGCUUUUCACUUAUGUCACCCAUGCAAUGACAGCAAGACAUAAAAAGGGGAAAGAGAGAUAAUUAAAGCCCCCUUCGUCUGGAUUUGAGUAUGCCAGCAGGUCAUAGUGUGUCAAAUCUGCUUACAGACGGUCACAUUCAUUAAGACAGAAAAUGUCUGUGCUCUUUUUGCAACACUACAGAUGUUUUCACACCCCAUUUUCACUCAUGUCCUUUUCUCAAUCAUAUUGAUGUGAGUCUUGAGAGGACUUGUUUCCCCUAAGUGUCCCUUUCAUCACCCUUAGUCGAUCACUGUCAGUAAAAUUUGUUUUUCAGCCCCCCCUUCCCCAAGAAAUGAGAUGGAUUCUGAACACUAUCUGUGGUUUUUUGCAACUACAGCCCUUAAAAUGAAUUAAUUAUAUCAGGUUCUCUUGGACCACCCUACAGAACAUUUGGUUUGCCAGGCUCAGGUUUCUGUAAGAAGACAGCUACUGUAUUGAAGUAGCAGCAGUGCACCUUUUUCGCACAGUUGCACAAUGUAAUGAGGUUCGAUACAAAAGCUAUUUAUAGUCACAAUAAUGUUAUUCUCUUUCCAAAAAUAAUAACGCUCAGUUUUGAUUGUGUAGAUGAGUAGAGCACGAUUGCAUCAUGCUGAAAGAUGCUCUUGCACUUGCUCCAACUUAUGUCUACAACUCUGAGGGAAUCAAACCUUUGACAGUCAUAAAAUAACAGGCCCUUCUGAGCCUUUUGGCCUAUUUAGCUACAAUAAAGGAAUUAUUUCCCUAUAAAUAUAGACCCACUUCAGUCCGAUAUAACGCUGUACUACAAUUAUUAACAUUACAUUAAUACAUACCCCCGGAAUUAAACUGCUAAAAUGUAUGUUGAAAAUAUGCCAAAAUAUGAUGUUCAUAGUAUUUAUAUAGCAUUGGUUUGUGCAGGUGUACCUGGCUAGUAAGAUGAUUAGUUUAUGAACAGCAUUUUUUGCGACGUGGACAAAUUCAACCUAGCAAUUUCCAGAUAUGGUAUUUUGUUGUUGUUGUUCUUAUGAUUUUUAGAAACAAAGCUGGACAGAAUUGCAUGUGCAUUCAUCAAUUUGCAAAAUGUCCCUUCCUAUGACCUUCCCGUAUUGGACUUGUGAAACCUGAAGGGUCAUCUUGUGAUCGGCUGUGUCAUUGUGCCUCUGGAGGGGACGGCGGCACGCAGAGAGCUGCGCCACCGCUUUUAGUUUUCAGUCACGGUGACCUUGUCUCGUCCAGCAUCUAUUUGUAUCUCGUAGGAGCGUGUCUUCAUGUAUCUUCCUUCCCCACCAUCGCGUUUGUAAAACCGAAUUUGUUAACUGUGCAGAGUCAGCAUACAAAUGCAAAACAAGUGAUAUUCAUGGUAUCUGUUCUCAUUGACGUUAAACAGCAGUCAAAUGCAGACGUUUGUAAAAACAUCACUGAAAACCAUUUUCUUUUUUUUUUUGCCCACGCUGUUGAUUUAUUUGAUAUGAAAGAUCGAACAAAAAAUACAGUUAACAUAUUACAAGUCUGUGUAAAUGUUUUUACAUACUGACAAUAUAAUGAAAUUAUACAGUUUUCUAUUAAUAUUGUGCUCAUGCAUAAUGUGUUCCUUUUAGUGACUUUUUUUCUGUAUUAUUGCUCAUUUCACUGUAAAUAAAUUGUAAAGUGAAGGGGUGUGUAAAGAAUAUAGAGACUAAUGUGAAUAAUUCUCAUUAACUAGAGCUUCUUAGGAGUGUUUUGGGUCCAGUAUGAGAAGCAAGUUGUAGAUUGUUUUUAUUGCUAGUUAUUUUUCUAUGUUUGCCUUAACCCUUUUAGUAACUGCCAUAGUUUUUCUCUUCACUGCUUUAGGACAACUUUAUGGAUUAGACUAGUCUGUGUGCUUUUGUUCGAUUGACUACUCACUACACUGACAAGCCUGAUGGGAGACAUCUCUGUACGAUAAUCAGAAAAAAAUAGGACUGUGUACACAUACAAAAAGAAAGAAGAAAAAAAAUCAAAAUUCAGUGUUGAGGGAAAAGAAACAUUCUUGAGUCAUUUCCAUAACAAAACAUGCCAUUGUGUUGCUCUGUUAUGUCUAACUUAGGGGGAAAAAAAGAUAAAAAUAAAGAAGAAGAAAGAGCUUUUGGAGCUUCUCAAUCCUGAUCUGCUUCAUGUUUUUUGAUAGAUGAACACUGGAAAAAUUCACUCGGUGCAUUAACUGUUCUUGUACUCAAAGGGUUAAGUGUCAUUUGACUUGAAGACUGUGUUGUGAUGAGAGUUUGCUGUAAAACAUUCUGCCGUUAAUAAAUAUUUUAGUUGUUUA